Messenger RNA from Zingiber officinale, 2026 nucleotides. RefSeq names its product pyruvate kinase 1, cytosolic-like. The coding region runs from base 155 to 1738 and encodes 527 amino acids. The transcript is spliced from 16 exons. The record is from RefSeq and is a predicted model, not a curated record. Gene Ontology annotation, biological process: glycolytic process. Lineage: Eukaryota; Viridiplantae; Streptophyta; Magnoliopsida; Zingiberales; Zingiberaceae. Gene Ontology annotation, molecular function: magnesium ion binding; potassium ion binding; pyruvate kinase activity. Gene Ontology annotation, cellular component: cytoplasm.
AACAGAACGUGAAAAAUAAAGGACGAUGGAGCAUCAAUUGGGGGAGUAGACUAGAGUAGUGCUGUAGCGAUCUGCUUCCGCUUCCACUUCCACUCCGAGCGGUCUCUCCUCCAUCUCCAAUUCGCUCACUUUUUUGUUCUCGGCAGCUCUCAGAAUGCAUUCCACUCACCUUCUCCUCGAGGAACCCAUCAGGAUGGCCUCGAUCCUCGAGCCAUCAAAGCCGAGUUUCUUCCCGGCAAUGACCAAGAUCGUGGGCACGCUCGGCCCCAAAUCCAGGUCGGUGGAGGUGAUCGCCGCCUGCCUCAAGGCUGGCAUGUCCGUGGCACGCUUUGACUUCUCUUGGGGAGACGCUGGCUAUCACCAGGAGACUCUCGACAAUCUCAAGGCAGCUAUCAGGAGCACCCAAAAGUUGUGUGCAGUCAUGUUAGAUACAGUGGGUCCAGAGUUGCAGGUUGUCAACAAAAGUGAGAAGGCCAUUUCACUUGAAGCAAACGCGUAUGUUGUUUUGACACCAGAUCAGGAGAAGGAAGCUACUUCUGAGUUGUUGCCUAUAAACUUCACAAAUCUAUCAAAGGCUGUGAAGCCAGGAGACACAAUAUUUAUUGGCCAAUACUUGUUUACUGGGAGUGAAACUACUUCUGUUUGGUUAGAGGUUGCUGAGUUGAAAGGGGAAGAUGUAGUCUGCAUAAUAAAGAACUCUACUACUCUGUCUGGGUCAUUGUUCACUCUCCAUGUAUCCCAAAUCCGAAUUGACUUGCCAACACUUACUGAAUCUGACAAAAAUGUUAUAAGUACAUGGGGUGUGCAAAACAAAAUUGAUUUCCUAUCAUUGUCUUAUACAAGGCAUGUGGAAGAUGUCCGACAAGCCCGGAAUUUCCUGUCAAAAUUAGGUGAUCUUUACCAAACUCAGAUAUUUGCCAAAAUUGAGAGCAUAGAGGGACUUACACAUUUUGAUGAGAUUCUGCAAGAAGCAGAUGGAAUUAUUCUUUCUCGUGGGAAUCUUGGAAUAGAUCUCCCACCUGAGAAGGUAUUUUUGUUCCAAAAGGCUGCUGUAUAUAAGUGUAACAUGGCUGGAAAACCAGCAGUCAUCACACGUGUGGUUGAUAGCAUGACUGACAAUCUGAGACCAACACGAGCUGAAGCAACUGAUGUGGCCAAUGCAAUACUCGAUGGAAGUGAUGCAAUCCUUUUGGGUGCUGAAACUCUUCGAGGAUUGUAUCCUGUUGAGACCAUUUCCACUGUGGGUAGAAUUUGUUAUGAGGCAGAGAAAGUUUUCAACCAGGAUUUGUACUUCAAGAAGACUGUGACUUAUGUUGGGGAACCAAUGAGCCACUUGGAGUCUAUUGCUUCAUCAGCUGUGCGUGCUGCUAUCAAAGUUAAAGCUUCUGUGAUUGUUUGUUUCACUUCAUCUGGAAGAGCUGCAAGGUUGAUUGCUAAGUAUAGGCCCACAAUGCCUGUAUUAUCUGUGGUCGUUCCUCGACUCAAGACAAACCAACUUCGCUGGAGUUUCAGUGGUGCUUUUGAAGCAAGACAGUCACUCGUAGUUAGAGGCCUCUUCCCCAUGCUUGCUGACCCUCGCCAUCCUGCUGAGUCAACUAGUGCGACCAACGAGUCAGUUCUGAAGGUUGCUCUUGAUCAUGGAAAGGCUUCUGGUUUGAUCAAGUCUCAUGACCGAGUCGUCGUCUGCCAGAAAGUCGGUGAUGAUUCGGUGGUGAAAAUCAUCGAAUUGGAGGACUGAAGGAGUAUAACCUUCUCUUUUAGUUAACUCUAUCAAAUAAAGUAUUGUUCAGAAAUCUAAAUCUGAACUGGUGAAGUUUCAAAUAACUAAGCUUGUUAAGAUUCCACGGUAUCUGAGAAAAUGUGAGGUAGAUUUUGUUGCUGUUAUUGAAAAUUUGGUUUCCUGGUUUCAUGUGAUAAAGGUGAAUGGGCAAAAAUUAAAGGAGUGUCCCAAAUUAUGUAAAUCAUCAAAAUCUGGCCUCUUUUUCUCUAUCAGAUAUUUUUAUUUCGAGGAUACUGCUUUUUUCAA